UCAACCGAUACAUAUGAUAAACGUGCAAGUUUAGCCUAUUUCAAACGUCGCCAACCUCAACUAUCCGAUUCCAGAUCUGACAUUUCAUCGUUAUCAGCAGCAGCAAAACGUGCAACUUUAUCCUAUUUUAAACGUGAUCAUUUUGAUCAUCCGCGUUUCAAUGGAUUACAGUAUAUUAAACAGAUUGCAGAAAUUUGUCCAUGUUUAAAUAGAGAAUAUUUAAAUGGGCUGAUGGAACAUCAUAAUGAUGAAGAGGAUAAUUUGGAAUUGGAGAAACGUGCAAGUUUAGCCUAUUUCAAAUGACAAUGUUUCAAAGAGAUUUUGUUUUUGAAAAUGACAAUGCACACACAUGCACACAGACACACAGACACACAGAUCGAUAUGUUUAUUAACUGAUUGUUGUAAAAAUAAAACUGGAGUAACAACAGCAACAAUCAAUCCACACUCAACAGGCAUAUUCACAUAAAAUUUAUCAUUGAAUCAUAAUUACUAUUAUUAUCAUGAUUAAUGAUUAUCAAUAUUUGAGAAUGUUUACACGAAUAAAUUUUCUUGGAAGUAAAUAA
This is a messenger RNA of Schistosoma turkestanicum, 563 nucleotides long. The record is from the annotation of a GenBank genome assembly. NCBI's taxonomy places the organism in Eukaryota, Metazoa, Platyhelminthes, Trematoda, Strigeidida, Schistosomatidae.